AUGCAGACUGCCAAGGUCGAGCAGCUCAAGAAGGGUGAGACCACUCACUCGUGGAGCGAAGAGGAGAAGGAGGCCUUCACCGAUUACAUCAACAACACCCUGAACAAGGACAGGGACAUCGGCAGCCGCCUGCCCAUCAACCCCAAGGACAACUCGCUCUUCUCCUCGGUGCACGAUGGUCUCCUCAUCUGCAAGCUCAUCAACGACGCCAUCCCCGAGACCAUCGACGAGCGUGUGCUCAACAAGGGCACCAACCUCAACAACUUCAAGAUCCACGAGAACCAGGCCGUCGCCAUCAACUCGGCUAAGGCCAUCGGCUGCAACAUCAUCAACAUCGGCGCGCAGGAUCUCAUGGAUGGCGCUCCCCACUUGGUGCUCGGUCUGAUCUGGCAGAUCAUCAGGAUCGGUCUGUUCUCGCGCAUCAACCUGGUGAACCACCCCGAGCUGUACCGUCUGCUGGAGCCCGGAGAGACGAUCGAGGACCUGCUCAAGCUGCCGAUCGAUCAGAUCCUGCUGCGCUGGGUGAACUACCACCUGAAGAACGCGGGGUGGGACAAGCGCGUGAACAACUUCAGCGGCGACAUCAAGGACGCGUCGGCCUACACCGUGCUGCUGGCGCAGAUCGCCCCCAAGCACUGCAACCGGGACCCGCUCAAGGAGGGCGACCUGACCAGGCGCGCCGAGCUGAUGCUUCAGAACGCCGAGAAGCUGGGCUGCCGCAAGUUCGUGUCGCCGCGCGACGUGGUGCGCGGGAACCAGAAGCUCAACCUGGCGUUCGUGGCCAACCUGUUCAACACGUGGCCGGCGCUGGAGCCGCUCGAGGAGGAGAUCGUGAUCAUCGAGGAGACGCGCGAGGAGAAGCAGUUCCGUAACUGGAUGAACUCGCUCGGCGUCGACCCGUUCGUGAACAACCUCUACUCGGACCUGAGCGACGGUCUCGUGCUGCUGCAGCUCUUCGACAAGGUCGAGCCGGGCAUCGUCAACUGGAACCAGGUCAACAAGAACAAGCCCCUCACCACGUGGAAGGCCCUCGAGAACGACAACUACGCCGUCGCCCUCGGCAAGCAGCUCAAGUUCUCGCUCGUCGGCAUCCAGGGCAAGGACAUCAUGGACGGCAACAAGACCCUCACCCUCUCCGUCGUCUGGCAGCUCAUGCGCCACCACGUCAUCUCCAUCCUCCAGCGCCUCGGCGGCGGCAACAAGAUCACCGACAACGAGAUCGUCAACUGGGCCAACGACAAGGUCCGCUCCGCCGGCAAGUCCUCCUCCAUGGCCUCCUUCAAGGACCCCUCGCUCAAGAACUCGGUCUUCCUCAUCGACCUCAUCGACGCCGUACGCCCCGGCGCCGCCGACUACGCCCUCGUCGCCCACGCCGACGACGAGGCCACGCUCCUCCUCAACGCCAAGUACGCCGUCUCGCUCGCCCGCAAGAUCGGCGGCGCCGUCUUCGCCCUCCCCGAGGACAUCGUCGAGGUCAAGAACAAGAUGAUCAUGACCUUUGUCGCCACCAUCAUGGCCAUCGACCUCGGCCACCACGGCCACUAG
Acanthamoeba castellanii str. Neff is the source of this 1545-nucleotide messenger RNA. RefSeq names its product plastin 3 (T isoform), putative. Gene Ontology annotation, biological process: actin filament network formation; actin filament bundle assembly. Gene Ontology annotation, molecular function: actin filament binding. Lineage: Eukaryota; Discosea; Longamoebia; Acanthamoebidae. The record is from RefSeq and is a predicted model, not a curated record. Gene Ontology annotation, cellular component: actin filament bundle; cytoplasm; actin filament. The transcript is spliced from 3 exons. The coding region runs from base 1 to 1545 and encodes 514 amino acids.